AAUUAUGAUUUAUAUGUACAUAAAUACUAUAUAAUGAGGAAAAGAUUAAAUUUUGAUAUUUGCUCAGUGGCGAAACAAAGUACAAAGAUCGCACAAAAAUAACGGGUUUAUUAUAAGUAAAGAAUAUAAAUGUAAACUGAGUGUAAAAUUCUCAAAAUAACAUUUUAAAGAAAAGUACGAAAAAAUACUUGUGGAAAAACCUCGCAAAUAAAUAUUAUAAGCGUGCUCGAAACGACUUGAAAACAACAAAAAAUUAAACACAAAGCAAAUAAGUCGGCGAAAGAUAUUUUUUUAACGGUAAUUCUUACAAUUUCUACUGUAAAAGUAGAUUAAUGCAAGUGUUAUAUUGUUGUUGUGCACUGUGCGCUGUGUGGAUGUCAAAUGUUAACGGUAUAUAUUUGCAUAUUCAUACAAAAUAAAUUUCCAACCGAUUGUAGUGCAAAUUGGAAUUGAAUUCAGCGCGUUAGACGGACAUAAAUUGAAGGCAUUAUCUAAGCAAGAAUAAAAGCAAAAUACUGAAAACAUUACACAAGUAAAAACAAAGCAAAAACUAACAAUUGAAAAAGUAAAGCAGAAAAAAACAGAAACUAAGUUUUAUAAUUAUUCCGCUGUAUAAUCGGUCACUCGUCGAAGUGACAACGUGCAAAAACAAAUAUAAUAUAAAAAAAGAAUUGAAAACAUUUUUGAAAAACGCAAAAACCAGUUCAAAACAUAAAAGCUACACACCUAUCGUGCCAAAAUGGCAUCGUUUGUUUAUGCAGUUUGGAGUAUUACGAAUGUCGCCUCGGUGCAUUGCGCCGUGCGGCCCGAGCUAUCGCCCUGUACCUGUGAACCGAUCUAUGCCGACAACUAUGUGGAGUUGUCGUGCGAGAAGGUGGACUCGUUCCACAAAAUUGUCGAUGCUCUGUCGAAUAAAUUUGAACCGGAAGUUAAUAUAAGCUUAAAAAUAUCACAUUCACAACUUGAGGACUUGGAAAUGCGCUCGUUUAUGGAAAUGAAAUUAAAGUUGGUUAAAUUGCGUUUACAAUGGAAUUCACUGAGAUCGGUGCCUGAGUUACCUUUUCGAGGGUUAUCAAACGUGGAGUAUCUGAGUAUAGGCGACAAUGAACUCGAAGAGAUCCCUAAGCACAUGCUGAAUCACAUGCCGAUCGUGAAAACAUUCGAUAUGGGACGCUGUCGCAUACGUUCGGUACUGCACGAUGACCUCAAGGGCACACAAAUGGUGGUGAAUCUCUUUUUGCCGAGCAACAAUAUAAAACGUUUGGAUAAGGGCGCAUUUCCGACAAGUCUGGUCACGUUGCAUCUCGGGCGCAAUCAAAUCGAGAAUCUCAAUAGCACGUUGCGGCAUCUGGACAAAUUGGAAUCGUUGUUUAUCAAUAUGAAUCGGAUUAGCAGUUUGGAUGAUGAGCUGCCGGAAUCGAAUCGUUUGAAAUUGAUUAUGGCACAGAAUAAUCGUUUGGAACGCUUGCCGGAGAGCAUGCGCUACAUGCACAAGUUGGAGAAUCUGCAUGUACAACACAAUCUCAUACGCACUUUUGAUGGCAUCUUCAAGCAUGCGCGCAAUUUGAAUGAGUUCCACGCUUUCAACAAUGAGAUUGAGUAUUUGCGUCAAGACGACUUUCUGGAGUGUAAAAUGCUGGAGGACAUUGACUUCUCGGUCAAUCACAUCAAGUCAUUGAAUAGUUCAUUGCUGCCGCUGAGUCGUUUGUAUCGCGCCAAUAUUUCCUACAAUGAAAUCGAGGAGUUCUCCAUGAAUGAGAUACGCGGUUUGGUCAUGUUGCGUAAUUUAAUUUUGAACAACAAUAGAAUCAAGCGUCUCACCGGUCACCAGGAGAACAACAUUGAUCAGAACUCUUACUUGUUCGAGUUAUAUUUGGAUCACAAUGAAUUGAAGUCUUUGGAUGGUGCUCUAAUGGGUUUGAAUAGCUUACGCAUACUGAGUCUGUCCUACAAUCAGCUGGAACGUAUUUUACCGGAGGACUUCAUCGGGUUGGCUAAGCUGGAGCUGUUAGAUUUGUCGCACAAUCAACUGUUGACGCUGAAGGAAAUGGAAAGGACAUUCCUUCCGAACCUCAAAAUCUUAAAGGCCGCCUACAAUAACAUCACCAGAUUGGAGAAGGACUUCCAUGGUCUACCCGUACUGUGUCAAGCCAACCUAACCAGCAAUCAAAUAUCGUCGAUAUCCUCGGAGUUAGUUUCGCAAACGAGAUGCAUGACCCACAACGUACCCGGCAAAUUGGAGUUAUAUUUAGAUGACAAUCCAAUACUUUGUGACAGUCGCCUCAACGAACUCUGUCCCAUCAUGCUGAAGCAAGAGACACGUAUUCGUGGAAAAUCACAAUGCUUCGAAAUUGACCAAGAAAUCUGUACCGUAUUGCCGAUGCUGUUCGUCAAUAAAUAUCCACUGAUUAUACCAACGCAAUUGAGUCAACAAGUGCUGGCCAAUGCCAAGCCGGUCGUUAUAGUACCACUACUCAAUCCACCAUUGAAUAACGGUGAUGAAGUGUUGCCACCUUUGAUUGCACCGAUUAUAAAACCGCUAAUAAUCGCACCAUUGCCACCACUGGCGACGACUACACCUUCAACAACAACAACUACCACUGCUACCACCACCCUCACAACCACAGCUGAAACUCACGCUGGCGAGCAAGUAGCUACGCUGGAAGCGCCCACAUCCACUUUGGAAACAAAUGAAACUGGCGGCAUCGAAGAUCUAACUGCUGGGGUGGGCAAUAUCAAUCCGGGCGAAGGCAUUAAUGUCAACGCCAACAACACAAUAACGGCAGCACCGAACACAACCAAAGACAAGCCGAACGCAGUUGACUUCAACAACAACACCAUGGAGACACACGCUGCUGGAGGAGAUCUCGGAAUUGAUCAGAAAGCAUCCGCCGCAGUAGUUGAUAGCGUUAGUGGAAUACAAGCUACGGCCGCGGCACAUGAGGGAACACUUCAGACGGCACAUGCUAUUUCGGAAUUGACUAAAAUCGUAGGAGCACCAGCAGUUAUGGCACCGCCGCCAACUGUGCUCGAAGAAGUGUUGGUCGGUAAGCCACUGCCGCCAGAGUCGGCAUCGUUGGCGCCACCAACUGAGUACGCAACUGUUGAAUAUAUACCGAAUUUGGAUGAAUUCCUACCGGGAAAUCGUCCGCCACCGAAUGUACUCGAAGAGGAUUCGAAUUCGAAUUCGGUGCAUGAAGAAUUCCCGUCGGUCGUGUUGGCCGAUCUCGAUAAUGCACCGCAAAGUCUACUAACACCGGAUGAACCACCCGAAAAUCCUUAAAUUUUAGUCACACGCACACACACACAACAUAUUAUAUUACAUCUACAUUAUUAAAAUUUAAGUUUUCAAUUCCCCUCCCUCCCACUCUCUCUCUCUCUCUCUCUGUUUAUCUACGAGUAUCUAACUAUCUCUCCUACUAUUGUGCUGUCUACUAUGUCCCACUUCAGGUUAAUUAUAAAUUAAUUUAAUUUUGAUUACCGCAUUUAGUUUUAGUAGUUGUUAGUUGCAAUUAAUAUUAUUAUAACGGUUUGUUUCAAUACGCAUAUAAAUACCCACGCAUGCACAUCCCAAAUCCAUAUCACGCACGCACUCAUAUACAGUUUAAAUAAGCUCAAUUUGCACUUACACACUCACAGCCGCAUACACACACCCAUACGCAGAGCAAACACGAUCAUUUUCUAUUUUUAUUUUAAUGUUAAAAUUAUUUUACAAGAUUUAAGUUAUUAUUUUUUUAAUUUUAAGUUACUGUUUCACUUGACGUAGCGAUUAAAUGUGAAGUAAUAAAUGUAAAAGAAGAAAGAAAAACACAAAAACAAAAACAAAAAUAAAAACAAAACGAAACAAAAUAUGCAAAUAGGUAGUUCCAAAAGUGUAAUAGUGAAUUAACAC
Messenger RNA from Bactrocera tryoni, 3892 nucleotides. RefSeq lists its product as uncharacterized. The transcript has 5 exons. The record is from RefSeq and is a predicted model, not a curated record. The coding region runs from base 740 to 3283 and encodes 847 amino acids. NCBI's taxonomy places the organism in Eukaryota, Metazoa, Arthropoda, Insecta, Diptera, Tephritidae. Gene Ontology annotation, molecular function: protein binding.